AUGGAGUCCGAGAUGCUGCAGUCUCCUCUUCUUGGGCUUGGGGAGGAGGACGAGUCCGACCUGACCGACUGGAAUUUGCCUUUGACUUUCAUGAAGAAGAGGCACUGUGAGAAGAUCGAAGGCUCCAAAUCCUUGGCCCAGAGUUGGAGGAUGAAGGACCGGAUGAAGACGGUUAGCGUUGCCUUAGUUUUGUGCCUAAAUGUAGGUGUGGAUCCUCCGGAUGUGGUGAAGACAACUCCCUGUGCCCGUUUAGAGUGCUGGAUUGAUCCUCUGUCAAUGGGUCCUCAAAAAGCUUUGGAAACCAUUGGUGCAAAUUUACAAAAGCAAUAUGAAAACUGGCAGCCAAGGGCCCGCUACAAACAAAGUCUUGAUCCAACAGUUGAUGAAGUCAAGAAGCUUUGCACAUCCCUGCGCCGAAAUGCCAAGGAAGAACGAGUUCUCUUCCACUACAAUGGGCAUGGUGUACCAAGGCCCACAGUGAAUGGAGAAAUCUGGGUAUUCAACAAGAACUACACUCAGUAUAUUCCACUGUCCAUAUAUGAUCUGCAGACUUGGAUGGGAAGCCCUUCCAUUUUCGUUUAUGAUUGCUCUAAUGCUGGCCUUAUUGUCAAGUCCUUCAAACAAUUUGCACUACAGAGGGAGCAAGAGUUAGAGGUAGCUGCAAUUAACCCAAGUCAUCCACUUGCCCAGAUGCCUUUGCCCCCAUCAAUGAAAAACUGCAUUCAGCUAGCAGCAUGUGAAGCGAAUGAACUACUACCUAUGAUCCCCGACCUUCCAGCUGACCUUUUCACAUCAUGCCUUACAACACCUAUCAAAAUUGCGCUCAGAUGGUUUUGCAUGCAGAAGUGUGUCAGUCUGGUGCCUGGAGUCACACUGGAUUUGAUAGAAAAGAUUCCUGGCAGACUUAAUGACAGAAGGACCCCUUUGGGAGAACUGAAUUGGAUCUUCACAGCAAUCACGGAUACCAUUGCUUGGAAUGUGCUGCCCAGGGAUCUCUUCCAAAAGCUUUUCAGACAGGAUCUCUUGGUGGCAAGUCUAUUUCGUAACUUUCUGUUGGCAGAAAGGAUCAUGAGAUCAUAUAACUGUACCCCAGUCAGCAGUCCACGCCUACCUCCUACCUAUAUGCAUGCAAUGUGGCAAGCCUGGGACCUAGCAGUUGAUAUUUGCCUCUCCCAAUUGCCAACCAUUAUAGAGGAAGGAACUGCAUUUAGACACAGCCCAUUCUUUGCUGAGCAAUUGACAGCAUUCCAGGUGUGGCUCACAAUGGGAGUAGAAAACAGGAAUCCACCAGAACAACUUCCCAUAGUCUUGCAGGUGCUGUUAAGCCAAGUUCAUCGGUUGAGAGCUCUCGACUUACUGGGAAGGUUUUUAGACUUGGGCCCCUGGGCAGUGAGCCUGGCUUUGUCAGUUGGCAUCUUCCCUUAUGUGCUAAAACUGCUUCAGAGUUCAGCCAGAGAGCUGAGGCCACUUCUUGUUUUCAUAUGGGCUAAAAUUCUAGCUGUGGACAGUUCAUGCCAAGCUGAUCUCGUGAAGGACAACGGUCACAAAUAUUUCCUCUCUGUCUUAGCAGACCCUUACAUGCCAGCUGAACAUAGAACCAUGACAGCUUUCAUUCUGGCUGUGAUUGUCAACAGCUAUAACACAGGACAGGAAGCCUGUCUUCAAGGCAAUCUGAUUGCCAUUUGUCUGGAGCAACUGAAUGACCCACACCCUCUGCUACGCCAAUGGGUAGCCAUCUGCUUGGGACGGAUUUGGCAGAAUUUUGAUUCAGCUAGGUGGUGUGGUGUAAGAGACAGUGCCCAUGAGAAACUCUACAGUCUUCUCUCUGAUCCAAUUCCUGAGGUUCGUUGUGCUGCUGUCUUUGCCCUUGGCACUUUUGUGGGUAACUCUACAGAGAGGACUGAUCACUCUACCACCAUUGAUCACAAUGUGGCUAUGAUGUUGGCUCAGCUUAUCAAUGAUGGAAGCCCUAUGGUUAGGAAGGAACUGGUGGUAGCUCUGAGUCAUCUUGUGGUUCAAUAUGAGAGCAAUUUCUGCACAGUAGCCUUGCAAUUCAUUGAAGAAGAAAAGAACUACCCUCUGCCUUCUCCAGCUGCCACAGAGGGAGGCAGUUUGACACCUGUGCGAGAUGGUCCAUGUACACCUAGACUUCGCUCAGUCAGCUCCUAUGGAAAUAUUAGAGCAGUUACCACAGCAAGAAGUCUGAACAAGUCUUUGCAGAAUCUGAGCUUGACAGAAGAAUCUGGAGGCUCUGUUGCAUUUUCCCCAGGCAAUCUCAGCACUAGUAGUAGUGCAAGCAGCACCUUGGGCAGCCCUGAAAACGAAGAGUACAUCCUUUCAUUUGAGACAAUCGAUAAGAUGAGAAGAGUCAGCUCUUAUUCCUCUCUCAACUCACUUAUAGGAGUUUCCUUCAAUAGCGUUUACACACAAAUUUGGAGAGUCCUAUUGCAUCUUGCAGCUGACCCAUAUCCAGAUGUUUCAGAUUUGGCUAUGAAAGUACUCAACAGCAUCGCCUAUAAGGCUACUGUCAAUGCCCGUCCUCAGCGCAUCCUUGACACAUCUUCACUUACUCAGUCUGCUCCUGCUAGUCCAACCAACAAAGGCAUGCACAUUCACCAAGUUGGAGGCUCUCCUCCAACAUCAAGUACCAGCAGCUCCAGCCUGACAAAUGAUGUGACUAAGCAGCCAGGCAGUCGGGACAUACCAUCAGGCAGACCAGCUAAUGUGGGCACCAUGGGUGUGCAGUAUACACCUCAUUCCCACCAGUUCCCCAGGACUCGUAAAAUGUUUGACAAAGGCCCAGACCAGACUACUGAUGAUGCAGAUGACACUGUUGGACACAAAAGUUUCAUUUCGGCCACAAUGCAGACAGGAUUCUGUGAUUGGAGCGCCAAGUAUUUUGCUCAACCAGUAAUGAAGAUCCCAGAAGAACAUGACUUAGAAAGCCAAAUUAGAAAAGAACGGGAGUGGCGAUUUCUACGAAACACACGUGUGAGAAAGCAAGCACAGCAGAUCAUCCAGAAGGGUAUAACAAGACUAGAUGAUCAAAUCUUCCUUAAUAGGAACCCUGGUGUUCCCUCAGUGGUCAAAUUUCAUCCCUUUACCCCGUGCAUAGCUGUAGCUGAUAAAGACAGUAUUUGUUUUUGGGACUGGGAAAAAGGGGAGAAGUUGGACUACUUCCACAAUGGAAAUCCUCGCUACACCAGAGUCACUGCCAUGGAAUAUCUGAAUGGCCAGGACUGUUCAUUGCUAUUGACAGCCACAGAUGAUGGUGCCAUCAGGGUGUGGAAGAAUUUUGCAGAUGUGGAAAAGAACCCUGAGAUGGUGACUGCCUGGCAGGGACUUUCAGACAUGCUACCAACAACAAGAGGAGCAGGGAUGGUGGUGGACUGGGAACAAGAGACUGGUCUCCUCAUGACCUCAGGAGAUGUACGAAUUAUCCGAAUCUGGGACACAGAUAGAGAGAUGAAAGUGCAGGAUAUACCCACGGGUGCAGACAGCUGUGUGACAAGCCUCUCCUGUGACUCUCACCGUUCACUCAUUGUGGCUGGUCUUGGUGAUGGCUCCAUUCGGGUCUAUGAUAGAAGAAUGGCACUCAGUGAAUGCCGAGUUAUGACCUACCGUGAGCAUACUGCUUGGGUGGUGAAAGCACACCUCCAGAAACAUCCCGAGGGCCACAUCAUGAGUGUCAGCGUCAAUGGAGAUGUACGUUUCUUCGACCCCCGAAUGCCUGAGUCUUUAAAUGUCCUCCAGAUAGUGAAGGGACUAACGGCCCUUGACAUUCAUCCACAGGCAAAUUUGUUUGCAUGUGGUUCAAUGAAUCAGUUCACUGCAAUCUACAAUGGGAACGGAGAGCUGAUUAACAACAUCAAAUACUAUGAUGGGUUUAUGGGCCAAAGAGUCGGAGCCAUCAGCUGUUUGGCUUUUCACCCACACUGGCCUCAUUUGGCGGUUGGAAGCAAUGACUACUACAUCUCGGUGUACUCCGUGGAGAAGCGCAUCAGAUAA
Molecule: messenger RNA, 4008 nt
Organism: Gracilinanus agilis (Agile Gracile Mouse Opossum)
Lineage: Eukaryota; Metazoa; Chordata; Mammalia; Didelphimorphia; Didelphidae
Gene: RPTOR
Product: regulatory associated protein of MTOR complex 1
Exons: 34
Coding region: 1-4008 (1335 amino acids)
Biological process (GO): positive regulation of cell growth; positive regulation of protein serine/threonine kinase activity; regulation of autophagy
Cellular component (GO): cytoplasm; TORC1 complex
Molecular function (GO): protein-macromolecule adaptor activity; protein binding
Source: RefSeq, a predicted model, not a curated record